Messenger RNA from Oryctolagus cuniculus (rabbit), 4189 nucleotides. Lineage: Eukaryota; Metazoa; Chordata; Mammalia; Lagomorpha; Leporidae. The record is from RefSeq and is a predicted model, not a curated record.
UGCUAACCCAUGAGCUUCCUGGCAGGGACACCACUGGUGAGAGCCUCCUAACAGCCAACUUCUUGCAACUCUCAGGCUGACGGCCUCACUGGGUUGGGGGAGGAGGGACACCUCCACUGAGAACUGGCAGCAGGAUUCUGGUAGAGGAGACACCAAGAGCCACGGUGGGGACGUGGUAAUCAUGUAGGGGCCAUGGAGACUGCUAUGUGCGUUUGCUCGCCAUGUUGUACAUGGCAAAGAUGUUGUCCUCAGCUAUGCUCCUGUCUGUGCUGCAAGUUCAUCUUCACCUCGGAGAGGAACUGCACUUGCUUCCCCUGCCCAUACAAGGAUGAGCGGAACUGCCAGUUCUGCCACUGCACCUGCUCCGAUAACCCCAACUGCCACUGGUGCUGCUGCUCCUGGGCCAAUGAUCCCAACUGCAAAUGCUGCUGCACGACCAGCAGCAAUCUCAAGUGCUACUACUAUGAGAGCCGCUGCUGUCGCAAUGCCACCAUCACCUUCCGCAAGGGCCGUCUCAAGAGCAUCCGCACCUCCUCCAAGACCGCCCUGCGCAUCGGGAGCAGCGACACCCAGGUGGAUGACCUGAAGUCGAUGCCAGCCAACAGCCACCUGGUGGACCAUCUCACCUGCCCCAUGUGCAACCGGCUGCGCCUGCACUCCUUCAUGCUGCCCUGCAACCACAGCCUGUGCGAGAAGUGCCUGCGGCAGCUGCAGAAGCACGCCGAGGUGACGGAGAACUUCUUCAUCCUCAUCUGUCCGGUGUGCAACCGCUCGCACUGCAUGCCCUACAGCAACAAAAUGCAACUGCCCGAGAACUACCUGCGCGGCCGCCUCACCAAGCGCUACAUGCAGCAGCACGGCUACCUCAAGUGGCGCUUCGACCGCUCCUCCGGGCCCAUCCUCUGCCAGGUCUGCCGCAAACGGCGCAUCGCCUACAAGCGCUGCAUCACCUGUCGCCUCAACCUGUGCAACGAAUGCCUCAAGGCCUUCCACUCGGACGUGGCCAUGCAGGACCACGUCUUCGUGGACACCAGCCCCGAGGACCAGGACGAGAAGGUCUGCAUCCACCACCCGUCCAGCCGCAUCAACGAGUACUGCCGCAACGACAAUGAGCUACUCUGCACCUUCUGCAAGAUCGCCUUCCACAGCGGCCAUGACACCGUCGGCCUCAUCGACGCCUGCUCGGAGAGGGCGGCCGCGCUCUUCAGCGCCAUCGCCAAGUUCAAAGCAGUCCGGUAUGAAAUUGAUAAUGACCUCAUGGAGUUCAACAUUCUGAAAAACAGUUUUAAAGCGGAUAAGGAGGCAAAGCGGAAAGAGAUCAGAAGCGGGUUUCUGAAGCUGCGCAGCAUUCUGCAGGAGAAAGAGAAGAGCAUCAUGGAGCAGAUCGAGAAUCUAGAGGUGUCCAGGCAGAAGGAGAUCGAGAAGUACGUCCACGUCACCACCCUGAAGGUGAACGAGAUGGAUGGCCUGAUAGCCUACUCCAAGGAAGCCCUGAAGGAGACGGGCCAAGUGGCCUUCUUACAGUCGGCCAAGAUCCUGGUGGACCAGAUCGAGGAUGGCAUCCAGAGCACCUACCGGCCCGACCCGCACCUGCGGCUGCACUCCAUGCACUGCAUGCCCUUGGACUUCGCCGAGCUCUCCAGCGCCAUUCACGAGCUCUUCCCCACGGGACCCAAGAAGGUGUGUUCCUCCGGAGACUCACUGCCCGCCCCCUACCCCAUGCACUCGGAGAUGAUGAUCGCCAGGAAGGUCACGUUCAGCACCCACAGCUUCGGCAACCAACAGAUAUACCAGCGGAGCUCCUCCUUGCUGUCCUUCAGCGCCGCUGGUGAGAAGGCCAAGGGGGGUCUGGAGGCCUACGGGAGGACCCAGUCUGCCGCGCCCGCCAAGCCCCCCGACGGGCUGUACACCUACUGGAGUGCCACAGCCGACAGCCAGCCUGCACAGAACUGCAACAGCUUCCACAACUGGUACUCGUUCAACGACACCUCUGUGAAAACCCCAGGCCCAAUUGUUAUCUACCAGACUCUGGUGUAUCCAAGAGCCGCUAAGGUUUACUGGACGUGCCCCACAGAAGACGUGGACUCUUUCGAGAUGGAAUUCUACGAACUCGUUACGACCCCGCCUAACAACGUGCGCACAGAGCUCUGUGGACAGAUUCGUGACAUAAUGCAGCAGAACCUCGAACUGCACAACCUGACCCCCAACACCGAGUACCUGUUCAAAGUGAGAGCCAUCAAUGACAAUGGGCCCGGGCAGUGGAGCGACGUGUGCAAGGAAACUCAGAGAACAACCCUGAGCUGGUCAGUGUGGGCUCCAGAGAAGGAACAACAGAUGGUUCCUGUCUUCUUGGUGACACAAGGCUGAUGCUUCUUUAUAUCCCCAAGGGACACACCCUCAUGAGAUUAAUUGUAUUGGUAUUAAAAGGAAAGAGAGAAGAAAAAUAUCAAGACUGCCCAGAGCUGUCUUGCUGUGUCACCAUGAUGGUGCUCUUUGCAAUCAGAGUAGAUUAUGUCUUAAUCAGGGACUCCUUAGGAGAAAAAAAAAAAAAAGACAAGUCUAUUUAUUUCAGCUUUUGAAAGGAGGGAAUGUAUUAUACAGAGAGAAAGAGGAGUCUCCUGACACCACUUCCGGAACAUUUCUCUCAUCUGAUUCCCACAGGAACUGGAAAGUCCUCAGACAUUCUCCAUCUCUCCCUGUCAAUGUCUCUGUCUCCCUAUCUCUGUCCCCCUCUUCCUCUGCUUCUGCUGAAUCUGUACCCUUUUCAACUGGCCCUUAGUUUCUGCUCCCCUAAGUUCAGUGUGCAUGUGGUUUUGUGUUGUCAUGGCCCAACCCUCUUGUGACCUUAGAACUCCAGUGCCCAAGCGACCAUUGUCAAGUGUUAGUCCCCUUGUCACAUGUUUGAGGACAAGAAUGCAGAGGGCUGCUAUCUCCAGGGAAGAGGGGCAGCAGGAGGAGGUAGGGUGAGGCAGGACUAUGCUGUUGGCCAGUAUCCUGGAAGCAGGGCGGCUCCUGGGGUGGGCAUUUGCACCCUGAUGAUCAGCUCCAGGGUUCUGGAGCCCAGGACCCACAUGUGCUCACACACACACACACACACACACACAGGCCAGAGCCUCCCAUAGGAAGGCAGUGGGAUGAGAAUGCCCUGUAGCCACUCCCCCUGGCUUACCCCAGCCAAUCACUCUGUGGGUCACUGCCCCAGAGACCCAUCCUUCUCUUUGGAGCAGGGAAUACCCCAUGGCUCCUACAAUGCUUUGCAAUGCAGCCUCUUGAAAUUCGCCUUUCUUUCCAAUUCCAUCUUUCUUCUCAGCCCUCAUUUCACCUCAGAAAUGCCUUGCCCAUGAGAGACUCUCAGGACUGUUCAUGUCAUUUUAGAUUCCAGGGACAGGGAUGGGCGCACAGAGCAGACAGUGUCACGCCUGCCAUUGCAGUCCCUCUGGGGCCUUCAUGGGGCAGAUGUUUUGUUGUCGCUCUCCAACUGUGAAGUCCAUGAGAACAAAACUCAUAUCUAGUUCCUCUCUCCUACAAUGCUUCCCGCAGCCAGCAGUUUCCUAAUGGUCAUUGAAUGAAUACAUGAAUGAAAAUGCGAUCAAACAAAUAAAUGAAUAUCUAAAUCGAAGAGUGAAGAAAAAGAAAUUAAAUUAGUAAUCACAAAACACCAUAAGAAGCCCGGUAGCCAUGAUGUGUUUUAUGCAAUCAUCCAAGAAAGAAAAUACCCCAAAAUUGUGUUUAUGUGAUGAAUUUGCCCUCUCGGUAGAACAGGGAAACACAUGCCAAUCCCUUUGCUUUUUAACACAAUGUCUAAAUGAGCAGUGCCCUAAUUAAUGAGGUUUUCUGGAAGCUUCAUUUUUAUCUGACUUGAGGAGCUGCAGUAUAGAUUUUUUCUUCAGAAGUAAUUCUUCCUCCCUUCUUCGUGGCAAUAUUAGCAUUCCGGGGGAGACACUGGUUUCCUUAACAUUUGUCAUGAUUUGCAUAAGUAAAGGCUUCAAUAGCAAAUGAAAAUAAGAUGGUGUGUUUGAAUGACAUUUAUAAAGCUUCAUGAAAGUAAUGACUUCAGCUCUUUCCUAUAAAAUCGACAUUUUUUUCCUGUGGCAUCAGUGCUAUGCAGGAUUCCUGAAAGCUUUCAUUUAAAAGCUGCGAGGAGGCAGCAGAAACAUUUCUGAUCCAAAAUGCAAUAUUUCCAUCAUAU